GCACACGGCUCCUGCACUGGCCAAGAGGACGUCCGGAGGGAGGAUCAGGUUAAGGCAGUGCUUAGGCAGAUGCACGAGGGCUUUGAGAUGAGGACAUACGCUGCUCCUGCUUUUACCCGGUUCCGAAAAUUUCUUGGCAUGGUGGAUGUCGAUUACCAACAGUCACUGACUUGUGACAGCUCAUACUUGCAGUUCAUCAGCAACUCCAAAAGCACGGCUGACUUCUUCCUCAGCAAUGAUAAGCGCUUCUUCCUGAAGACUCAGAGUAAGCAAGAAAUCCAGUUCCUUCUCACAAACCUCCUCAAGUAUCUUGAGCACAUGGAGAGAUACCCUCAUUCCAUCCUUGUCAAAUUCCUGGGUGUUCACAGUAUUGUCGUCCCUCGGGAAAAGAAGAGAUACUUCAUCAUCAUGCAGAGUAUCUUCUACCCUCACGAUAAGAUUGUCGAGCGGUAUGAUAUUAAAGGGUGUGAUGUGGGCCGCUGGACAGAUCCGGCCCCGAAGGGCAGCGAAAUCAUUGUGGUUUUUAAGGAUCAAAACUUUGCUGAUAAGACCAUCUGCCUUGGUCCACAGCGUGCCUGGAUGCUGACUCAGAUGGAGCUGGACACACAAUUCCUGAAGGAUUUGGGCGUGAUAGACUACAGCCUUCUGGUGGGCUUGCAGCCCCUUCAUGAGGAUGAGAGGCUCCUGAGCCACGCACUUGCCAACAUCAUUGCCAACAGCAUGUCGAUUGACACUGACAGUGAUCACCAUAACCAGAAUGUGGGGGCUGCCUUGCAGGAGUCUCACAUGUCUCAUGGCUAUACUUCUAGUGUGGACCAGUUCUACAAGCUCUCUCCCGAAAGCAGGUACACCAUCCAGAACAUGCUGGCACUGUACCUGAAGAGGAAAGUGAACUCAGACAAGGAGGCAGAGACUUCUAGGGGAAGUGAGACCUUCAUGCGGGAAGUCUUGGCUCCUUACAUGCUCCACGGGAUCAGCUUCGACCCGACCGCCCAGUCUUCUCUUGCAACAGAGGACGAUGGGCAUUCCUCCACCUUCAGCCAUCUGGCGGAGUCGCUCUUCCACCUGGCCCAGAACAGGCGGUUCCUUCCCAACACGCGGAAUGCAUUGCACGUGAUUGAUGGGCCUGACUAUCGCUAUUACAUAGGUAUCGUUGACCUGUUCACGGUCUACAACUUCCGCAAGAAGAUGGAGCAUUUCUGGAAGACCCUUCGGUUCCGGGAUAAAAGUUUCUCCACAGUUGGCCCCGUCUAUUAUGCCAGGAGGCUUUGCAAAUGGGUGCAAGACCAUACCGCAUGAACGCAGGGAGGGGAGCAGUUGCAGGAGGGUUGAGGGAAACACCCCCCGAGUGUCCCCAGAGUCUUGUCCCCUACAUGCCUUGCAGAGAAAACAACAAGUACACAAGAACAAGCUUUGAAGUGACUGCUCCGGGGAGUUGAAGUCAUUGUGGGAACUUUUUGGUGUCCAGGGACGGGGACAGCAUCUGCAGGAAACUGAAAUUCCCCUGUAUCCUGGUAGCUGGGUUAUGCCAUAGGGCCAGA
Messenger RNA from Lacerta agilis (Sand lizard), 1541 nucleotides. RefSeq names its product phosphatidylinositol-4-phosphate 5-kinase like 1 (gene PIP5KL1). Gene Ontology annotation, molecular function: phosphatidylinositol kinase activity. Bases 70 to 1299 code for a protein of 409 amino acids. Gene Ontology annotation, biological process: phosphatidylinositol metabolic process. The transcript has 9 exons. Lineage: Eukaryota; Metazoa; Chordata; Lepidosauria; Squamata; Lacertidae. The record is from RefSeq and is a predicted model, not a curated record.